Molecule: messenger RNA, 754 nt
Organism: Hyalella azteca
Lineage: Eukaryota; Metazoa; Arthropoda; Malacostraca; Amphipoda; Hyalellidae
Product: adult-specific cuticular protein ACP-20
Exons: 4
Coding region: 320-754 (144 amino acids)
Cellular component (GO): extracellular matrix
Source: RefSeq, a predicted model, not a curated record
CGACAUCGAUAGGGUCGCACCGAAAAUUUACGCUCGAAACGAAACCUGAAAUCGACUUGAAGGCACGUUAAUCUCCUAAAAACGAACCUAGAAAUCGACUUCAAAUUUGACCAGUCUCUUGAAACUGAAACUAGAUAUCAACUUCAACGUUCUUCAGUUUCAUGAAAACGAGACUUGAACUGGCCGAAAAGUGCUCCAGGCUCCAGAACGUAUUGCAAUCUUCUCACCUAGAUAUUCGCGAUAUUUUAAACACCGAACAAAAAUAAAUUUCAGAUCAGUGACUGUUUUUUUCGAUUCUGAUUCAUCGAAAGCUUGAAGGAUGAAAACCAUGAGCUUCUGCAACGUUCCUGGCAUAGCAUGCCUGAUCCUGCUGUCCAUCUUCAUGGUGGCCACCCUAGCGGCACCUACACCUGGUGACUAUGGUGGACAUGGUGGAUUUGGUGGUGGCCAUCUUGGUGGACAUGGUGGAUAUGGAGGUCAUCAUGGCUACCGUCAAGAAUAUUACGGCCCCGCCCACUACGGGUUCCAGUAUGGGGUCCAUGACCCCCACCACGGGGCGAACUUUGGGCACCAGGAGGAGAGGGAGGGGUACACCACCAGGGGUUCAUACUACGUGAACCUGCCUGACGGGCGGCUACAGAAGGUGGAGUACAUCGCUGACGAGCACGGCUACCGCCCCAUCGUAUCCUACGAGGGGCACGCGCACUACCCCUCACAUGGGGGGUACGGGGGGCACCAUGGCGGGGGUUAUUAA